UGGAGGAAGUCGUCUUGUUUCGGCAGCGCAGAGUCACAGUGUCUCCCUCCAUCACAGGAAGAGCAGGACUCUCCAGGAUCACUGAACCAGCUAAACAACAGAGAUGCAGGAUGCUUCCCCAGAUGGCUGUACCAGCCCAUCAGUCUCUGCUCAGUACCAUCAGUGUUUUGGCUGUCCUUCUUUCCCUAGCACACUCUGCUGGAGGUCAGUCUCAGUUAAUGGGUCCACCUCAGCCAAUAGUGGCAACAGUUGGUGGUGACAUCAUUUUGCCCUGUCAUCUGGAACCUGCAGUGGAUGUUGCUGCCAAGACUUUGGAGUGGACGAGACGUGACCUGAACCCUAGACUUGUCUUUGUGUGGCGUGCCGGUCAGGACCAUGAGAAUGUAAAAAAUCCAUCUUACAAAAGACGAACAUCUCUGUUCACUGAUAAACUGAAGAGAGGAAACAUUUCACUGAAACUCUCUGAUGUGAGACCUUCUGAUGCAGGAAGAUACAGAUGCUUCAUUCCAGAUCUGAAAACAGACUCUUUCGUUGAGCUUGUCGUUGCAUCAGGUGCCGUCUCCUCACCUGUCAUCAGUUUAGCAGGGAUUGAUAAAACCAGCAGUGGAGUGGUAUUACAGUGUGAGUCUGCAGGCUGGCAUCCAGAGCCUGAGGUGUUGUGGCUGGACGGUGAGGGAAAGCUCCUCUCUGCUGGACCUACAGAGACAGUCAGAGGUCCUGAUGACCUCUAUACUGUCAGCAGCAGAGUGACUGUGGAGAAGAGACACAGCAACAGCUUCACCUGUAGAGUCCAACAGAGCAACAUCAACCAGACCACAGAGACACACAUCUCUGUUUCAGAUGAUUUCUUUAAGGCCCAGUACAGUUCUGCUGCUCCAGUUGUUAUUGGCUUGACUGUUAGUCUGGCUCUUUGCAUCCUGCUUCUUUUUGCAGUUGUCCUUUUUGUGUGGAAACAGAGACGAAACAAAAUCAAGACCAAGAGAAGCCACAGGGAUGAAACUGACAAAGGAGAAAAGAAGAAUGGCUCUGAAACUCACAGAACAGAAGAUCAGUUUGUCACUGAAGAAGAAAUGAAGGCUUUGAAGGGAAAAGAGGAAGAAAAGAGCAAACAUGAGGAGCAGCAGAGGAGGGAGGAGGCAGAGAGGGAAGUUCAGACCCUGAAAGAGGAGCUGCAGACCAAGAAGACUGAGUUUGAAAGUAAACUAGCUGAAGUCCAGCAACAACUGCAGAGCCUGAAGGAGGAGCUGGAGACCAAAAACAGGGAGCUGGAGGAAAACAAAUCUGCCCAGUCCAAGUCUUUGUUUCCCUGGAAGAUAACCACCAAGCAGACAUUUGAGAACGAGCAGCAGCGGAGAGAGCAAGCUGAGAAACAAGUCCAGGACCUGAGACAGAAGCUGUAUGACAAGACUAAAGAGCUCCAGGAGGAGCAGCAGAGGAGGGAGGAGGCUGACAAAAGAGUGAAGACCCUGGAAGAGGAGCUGAAGAUCAAAGAUGAUGAGGUCCAGAUGCACCGUGUGCUCCAUGCUGGACAGCAAAACACCACACUUUCAGGCAAACUCAGUUUUAAGCUCAAGCAGCCAUUCCAGAAGCACCAAAGCAGGGAGGAAGCUGAGGGGAAAGUUCAGACCCUGAGGAGAAAAUCAAGUUUUAAGACUGAAGACAAUCAAGCUGAAGUCCAGCAGCUCCAGGAUGAGAAUCAGAGGAUGGAGAACAACCAGCAGACCCUGAACCAAAAGGAUCACAACCUGACCAGUCCAGCCAAUCAGGACUCAGCCAAGAGUCACAUCACUGUGGGUGAGGUCAACGUGCGUGGCAAAUAUGUUCGUCUCAGCAACAACUCUGAAAAGGACCAACCAAUGGGAGACUGGGAAUUACACAUACAAGUCAACAAAAGAAAACCCAUCAAAUACCAGUUUAAGCACUCAUUCAAAUUCAAGGCCAGAAACACUGUCACUAUCUGGGCUUCAGAUUGUGGUGUCAGCUGUGAGACCUCUACUGACCUGGUGUGGUUUGGCCAGAAGUCCUGGGGCACUGGAGAGGAACUGCUGGUCACCAUCUACAGCAACACUGGAGAGCUAGAAGUAAGGCGAAUGCUAGUGCUUCCGAGCUCUCAGAGCAAUCCCCAGCAGCAGCAGACUCACCUGGUCAGUCAGGAUUCAGCCAUGGGAAACAUCACUGUGAGUGACAUCGACCUGAAGGGCAGUUAUGUUCGUCUCAGCAACACGUCCAAUAAGGACCAACAACUGGAAGGUUGGGAAUUACACAUACAGGUCAACGACAGAAAACCCAUUGUGUACAAAUUUUCCCACUCAUUCAAACUCAAGGCAAAAAACUGUGUCACUAUCUGGUCUUCAGAUGAUCCUGGCAGAAACAAUCCUCCCACUGAUCUGGUGUGGCAGAACCAGAAGUCCUGGGGCACUGGAGAAGAACUGCUGUUCACCAUCUACAGCAACACUGGAGAGGAAAUGGCCAGGAAGUUGGAAACACCAAGUAUUACUGCCAUGUAAUCAAGGAAACUUUGAAACACCAAGUCAUCUGAAAAAUGUAUCAAAAUAUAUUUUUAUUUUGUUUGGUGAGUGAGAUACAACUUUACACUGUAUAAAUAAAGAAAUAAUUUUGUA
Molecule: messenger RNA, 2621 nt
Organism: Epinephelus fuscoguttatus (brown-marbled grouper)
Lineage: Eukaryota; Metazoa; Chordata; Actinopteri; Perciformes; Serranidae
Product: lamin-L(I)-like
Exons: 20
Coding region: 111-2507 (798 amino acids)
Source: RefSeq, a predicted model, not a curated record